Messenger RNA from Suillus fuscotomentosus, 753 nucleotides. RefSeq names its product ATP-dependent DNA ligase. The transcript has 4 exons. Lineage: Eukaryota; Fungi; Basidiomycota; Agaricomycetes; Boletales; Suillaceae. The record is from RefSeq and is a predicted model, not a curated record. Gene Ontology annotation, molecular function: ATP binding; DNA ligase (ATP) activity; DNA binding. Bases 1 to 753 code for a protein of 250 amino acids. Gene Ontology annotation, cellular component: nucleus; mitochondrion. Gene Ontology annotation, biological process: DNA repair; DNA recombination; lagging strand elongation.
AUGUCUGCUGCUCAGCCCGUUCAAAUUCAGGGUUCGGGUAUUCUAGUACCGCUUCGAGAAGAAGCCGUGACAAGCUCGAAGAGCGUCAAAGAAGUCCUUGAGCGAGGAGAAAGGAACAGAAGGACAACUAGCACUGACCGGAAUGAGCGGAGUAGUCGAAGUCACAGCGUAUUCCGACUUGUAGUGGAGAGCAGAGAAAGGGGAGAGAAAAGGAACGAGACACCAAGCGGCCGUCAAACUCCCAGCACGCGCCCAUCGACACCUGGCGGUCCUCGACUACAGACCAUCGGAGGAAGAGGCGUGCAGACUUCGGUGCUGGUGGUUUUCAUUUCUCUUUUCGGUCUGCCAUCUCGCAGACAGUCUGUAUACCUGUGCAUAAACCGCCUAAGCCCAGAUUAUGUUGGUGUUGGACUGGGUAUCGGCGAGAGCCUGCUCAUCAAAGCCAUCAGCGAGUCCACAGGACGCGGCGGCCUUGCAACAGUCAAAGCAGACCUCAAGAAAGAAGGCGAUCUCGGGCUCGUGGCAAUGAACUCCAAAAACAGUCAGAAGACGCUCUUUAAACCCAAGCCUCUUACAGUUCCUUUCGACUUACGGGAGGUUGCAUUGUCAUCUGGACAUUCGUCCCAGGCAAAGAAGGUAUCAAUUAUCACAAAGCUCCUCGCCGCAUGCCAGGACUUCGAGGCGAAGUACAUUGUGCGCAGUCUGGAAGGUAACAUUUCUUACGUAUUAAUAUUGCCGCUGCCUCUAUGGUAA